CCGAAUGACACAGAUUGCUCUGCUGUGGAAGGGUUAUGUCCUCUUCGCUGUGACAGAUUUGACAUUGAGUGCUACGUGAUUGACAAUAAUGGUUUCAUCCUAAUUUCUAAACAGCGGAGUGAUGCAGGGAGGUUCUUCGGCGAGACGGACGGGUCGGUGAUGUCCACCCUCAUCAGAAUGGGCAUGUUCAAGAGGGUGUCCUUGUUUGACUAUCAGGCCAUGUGUAAGACGAGCUCCCACUCCRUCAGCAGCGCUCGACCAGUUCUCAGCCCAUUCUACGCUUUGGUUUCAACCUUCAAGUGGUUCCUCUCCAACUUCCUACUGUUUCUGUUGGAGUUUAAUAUCUGUAGCUUCUGGCACACUGAGCAUUUUGCCGACGCCAAGCCAUCCUUCAGCAGCUCUUACAUUCAAAAGAAAAAAGGGAAUGCUUUGCAGCCGUGUGACACCGAGUACCCCAGCUUUGUUUACGAGCCGUCGGUGAAGGAGACCAACAGCAUUAUUAAGUGUGGACGAUGCCAAAAGAUGUUUGUCGUACAGCAAAUACCAGAAAGUAAUCUGCUGAUGCUGGUAGUCCAAGGAGACUGCGACUGCUCCAGGCAGUUCCCACCCAUCACCUUGGAGCCCAUGGAGGUCAAAUACAAUGCAUCGGUGAAGUGUGACAGGAUGAGGUUCCAGAAGAUUCGUAGACGCCCUGAGUCCUGCCAUUCUUAUCACCCACAGGAGAACGCUGACGACUGUGGCGGAGCGUCUUUUAUACGUCUUUCAGCCUCUCUCCUACUCAUCUGUGUCUCGUUUGCUGCAGUGGCUUCCUGAUGGACAACUGAACGGUUUCACCUUUUCACACACAGAGGAGGUCAAAAUAAAGACAUGAAUUUGUUUGCACGGCUUCACCUCAAGUGGAUUUUUUUAAACAGUUUCUGCACAUUUAGCUCCGGAUGGCUACAAACCAAGCAUCUGUUGAUGGACCUUUGAUGGGAUAACGAAACCUAAGACUUCAGACAAACAAAUGGAAGUUUAUGAGCCUUUUUUGCUACUUUAUUCAAAACAAUGAGCUUGUAUUGUGUAUAAAGAUGAUGAUAACUUCUGUAUCACAAUGAUGUUAAAAUAUUAUAGUACAAAGAAUGACUUGUCAGCAAUUAGGUCUCCUUUUGAUUUUUGUAACAGAAAAUGCAGAGAAGCUAUUUUGUGGACACCAUCCAAAAACACUGCUGUCUUCUCUGAACCAUAGCCCACUUAAAAUGAGCUGAGGCAAAGUAAARUAAAAUGUUUCGUGGUCAGAUGAUUGAAUUUUUAAAUCUUAUUUGUACUUUUUGGGAAACCGCAAAUUUYACGUCCUCAUAAAAAGGAGGGAUAUGUUGCUGCCGUCAAAAGUCAAAUUUAUCUAAUAUAAAAAAAGGUAAUUAUUCUGUUUUCUGUGCUCCACUGUGAUUAAAAUAUGAGUUUACGAGAUUUGCAAAUCUUUGUAUUUUGUUUUUAUUUACAUUUUAUACAUCAUCAAAACUUUUUCUGAAUCUGUAUUUUGCUGUGAUGUUACUUUUUUUAAUUGCCUGUUUUUUUGUUAUCUGUGUCUUUUUGUGUGUUUAUACAGCAUUUGUGUAACGUCUCACGAUCAAGGCAUGUGAAAACCAUGCGCUGAUAUAAUUCAGCAUUUAAAGUAUAUUUUUAAAAAAUGCUUUUAGACAAACUCCAGAUUUGUCAGAAAUUACAACAAAAUGAUUUGCCACCGCACCAACUGUAAAUUUGAUUUGAUUACUCGUGUCAUUAUUCUAAAAAUAAUCUGAAUUUGUGGUGUCACUUAAAAUUAAAUACAAUUCAUUUAUUUUUGUUAUUCAAAUGUGAAUCGAGCUGCUUAAAAUACUGUAAACAUCUUUUUUUAUGUUUCUUUGCUUCUGAAGGUUUUUUAAUACUAUUUUAACUACUUUAAAAAGCUCUUGUUGAAGCUGAGCUGACUGAAUUUGAAGAAUUUACGUGCUGAACAUAAGUGUGCGUCAUGAUGACAUAUUCUUAAGAAAUUAUCCAACUAAUUGUAUUCAUCUCUUUUGUUUAUGUUUCCAUUUUUCAUUGUUAGUAUUAACCACGCUGACUAAAGUCAUGAGUUGUAGAGACUCGAGUGAAUUAAAUACAUGUUUUUACUCAUUUUGCUUUUUUUUAUUUGUGAUAAAUGUCAAUGCAAACAUGAUAUAAUAGUAAAAAUAUAUUUUUCAGGAAA
Molecule: messenger RNA, 2209 nt
Organism: Austrofundulus limnaeus
Lineage: Eukaryota; Metazoa; Chordata; Actinopteri; Cyprinodontiformes; Rivulidae
Product: voltage-dependent calcium channel subunit alpha-2/delta-4
Cellular component (GO): voltage-gated calcium channel complex
Molecular function (GO): voltage-gated calcium channel activity
Source: RefSeq, a predicted model, not a curated record